Aspergillus saccharolyticus JOP 1030-1 is the source of this 243-nucleotide messenger RNA. RefSeq lists its product as uncharacterized. The transcript is spliced from 2 exons. NCBI's taxonomy places the organism in Eukaryota, Fungi, Ascomycota, Eurotiomycetes, Eurotiales, Aspergillaceae. The coding region runs from base 1 to 243 and encodes 80 amino acids. The record is from RefSeq and is a predicted model, not a curated record.
AUGCGUUGCAAGUGCCAGUACAACAACGACACUGGUACAGAUGAGAACCCUACAACAAACUGCGAAAUGUGCGGUAGGGAGCUAGCCAUAGGCGUUUAUUUCUCCGAGGAACAGCCCACCCCCGACAGAUGGAAGGCCAAGCCCAAGGACUCCAAGCUCAAGGACUCUAAGCCUAAGGACUCCAAAUCAGAGGAUUCCAAGGCAAGCGAUUCCAAGUCGAAGUCCAAUGACGAUCGGGAUUGA